AUUUACAAGCUGGCGAAAACACCGGCGGGUCUCAGUCGAUUCCUCCGAUAGAAGCAGAAGCUCAAUCACUGCAUAUAAAUGUCUCACUGUUACCUGAUCACUCUGGAUAAGAAACUUCAGCUGCUUCCUCACAACUCAGGACCAUAAUCUUCAGCUUCAUUCGACUGAUAUUCACAUCUUCUGACAUCGAUUUCCUCUGAGGCCCAUUCUCUCAUGGCGAUAAACACUGACAUCGAGGACUGGGCCGGGCUCGGCAGCAGUGACUCUGGAGAACGAGCGUGGCUCCUGCAGAGCCCCAGCGUGGACUCGGCCCGUCACCCUGAGGCAGAGGAGAGGAGGCGAGGCGUGUCACCCGUGGGAGCCGUCUUCAUCGUGGUGAACGCAGCACUGGGAGCAGGUCUGCUCAACUUCCCCGCAGCCUUCAGCAUGGCCGGAGGAGUAACUGCAGGAGUGAUGCUUCAGAUGUUUAUGCUGAUCUUCAUCAUCACUGGGCUUGUAAUCCUCGCCUACUGCUCCUUGGUCAGUAACGAAGCCACCUAUCAGGAAGUUGUUCGAGCCACUUGUGGGAAAGUUACGGGUGUCUUGUGUGACGUAGCCAUUGCUGUCUACACGUUUGGAACAUGCAUUGCGUUCUUCAUCGUCAUCGGAGACCAGCUGGAUCGCUUGAUCGCUGCCGUGGCUCAUGACUCUGACGGCGACUCCGGCGGUCCCUGGUACACGGACCGAAAGUUCACCAUCGUCGUCACUGCAGUCCUGGUCAUUCUUCCUCUGUCCAUCCCCAAAGAGAUCGGUUUUCAGAAGUAUGCCAGCGCUCUGAGUGUGAUGGGAACCUUUUACGUCACUGUUGUGGUCAUUGUCAAGUACAUCUGGCCAAGCAAAAACAUGUCUCCAGAUUAUGUUCUAAGCAGCUCUGCUUCCUGGACUGCGGUUUUCAACGCAAUGCCCACCAUAUGCUUUGGUUUCCAGUGCCAUGUCAGCUGUGUGCCGGUGUUCAACAGCAUGAGGAGGAAAGAGAUCAAGCCGUGGGGAUUUGUAGUCACACUCAGCAUGAUAAUCUGUCUUUUUGUUUACACGGGGACAGGCGUCUGCGGUUACCUGACUUUUGGCUCCAGUGUGAGUCAGGAUGUGCUGAUGUCGUACCCUUCUGAUGACGUCGCCGUGGCCAUCGCAAGAGCUUUCAUUGUCGUCUGCGUGGUCACCUCGUACCCCAUUUUACACUUCUGCGGCAGAGCCGUCGUGGAGGGACUUUGGCUGCGUUUCCGAGGCGAGCAGGUGGAGGUGUGCGUGCGGCGUGAGCGCAGGAGGAGGAUCAUGCAGACGGUGGUGUGGUUCGUCGUCACCCUCGUCCUCGCGCUCUUCACCCCCGACAUCGGGCGUGUGAUCUCGCUGAUCGGAGGGCUGGCAGCCUGCUUCAUCUUCGUCUUCCCAGGUUUGUGUCUGAUGCAAGCCAAACUCUCCGAGACAGACGUCCGAAGUGCAAGUUGGCAUGGAUUGGUGGUCUACAGUGUCGCCAUGGUUACCCUUGGUGCUUUCAUCUUCGGCCUCACCACAUCAAACUCCAUCUAUAAGGAUGUGGUCAACUAAGAGGGGCUCCGGUGGCGGGGUCAGAACGGUUCUGCUGCUCGGGUCGGCGGAUGAGGAGAAGCAUCUCAUCGUCAUGAACCAGGAAGAAACCACAGAACGCUGGAUUCCAGACUUCACUUCCUGUUUUUAGUUGUUUUAAAACGGUUCCAGAGGAAAACAGGCGGGCUUCUCCCGUUCCUGGAAGCAGAGGAUCAUUCCCGUCUGCGUCGUUAAAGGACUUUGUGUACAAAGGUCUUAAUCAAAUUGAUUUAAUUAUACAAUU
This is a messenger RNA of Nematolebias whitei (Rio pearlfish), 1846 nucleotides long. RefSeq names its product solute carrier family 38 member 7 (gene slc38a7). Lineage: Eukaryota; Metazoa; Chordata; Actinopteri; Cyprinodontiformes; Rivulidae. The transcript has 12 exons. Gene Ontology annotation, molecular function: L-histidine transmembrane transporter activity; L-glutamate transmembrane transporter activity; L-glutamine transmembrane transporter activity. Gene Ontology annotation, biological process: amino acid transmembrane transport. The coding region runs from base 214 to 1584 and encodes 456 amino acids. The record is from RefSeq and is a predicted model, not a curated record.